CUGAUCAUGUCCAGCGGCCAAAUAUGGAAGGAACAACGAAGGUUCGCUCUAACCACGUUAAGGAACUUUGGCUUAGGAAAGAAGAGCUUAGAGGAGCGCAUCCAGGAAGAAGCUCAACAUCUUGUUGAGAUCAUGGUAGAGGAGAAUGGACAGCCUUUCAACCCUCACUUCAAGAUCAACAAUGCGGUUUCCAAUAUAAUUUGCUCUAUCAUCUUUGGGGAGCGCUUCGACUACCAGGACAGUCAGUUUCAGGAGCUGCUGAGCUUACUGGAUGAGGUUACUCACUUGGAAUCGGCGCCUCUGUGCCAACUCUACACUCUCUUUCCACGGAUAAUGAAAUACCUUCCUGGACCUCAUCACACUCUCUUCAGGGACUGGGACAAACUAAAAUUGUUUGUUGCUCAAGUGAUUGAAAACCACAAGAAAGACUGGAAUCCUGAUGAGAUGAGAGACUUUAUUGAUGCUUACCUCAAGGAAAUGCACACAAACAAGACCGCUUCAAGUUUUGAUGAAAAAAACCUCAUCUAUAGCACUUUGGACCUCUUUUUUGCUGGGACUGAAACAACAUCCACAACACUGCGCUGGGGUCUGCUAUACAUGGCCCUCUACCCGGAAGUCCAAGAAAAAGUACAUGCUGAGAUUGACAGAGUUGUUGGCCAGAAACAGCAGCCAAGCUUGGCCAACCGAGAGUCCAUGCCCUAUACCAAUGCUGUCAUCCAUGAGGUACAGAGAAUGGGCAACAUCAUUCCUGUGAAUGCUCCCAGGGAAGUGGCUGUUGAUACCACUUUGGGUGGAUACCACCUGCCAAAGGGGACCAUGAUUCUGACCAACUUGACAGCGCUGCACAGGGACCCCACAGAGUGGGCCACUCCAGAAACAUUCAACCCAGAGCAUUUUCUGGAGAAUGGACAGUUUAAGAAAAGAGAAUCAUUUCUACCUUUCUCACUGGGUGAGUUAUGA
Octodon degus (degu) is the source of this 960-nucleotide messenger RNA. RefSeq names its product cytochrome P450 2J2-like. The record is from RefSeq and is a predicted model, not a curated record. Gene Ontology annotation, molecular function: heme binding; iron ion binding; oxidoreductase activity, acting on paired donors, with incorporation or reduction of molecular oxygen, reduced flavin or flavoprotein as one donor, and incorporation of one atom of oxygen. NCBI's taxonomy places the organism in Eukaryota, Metazoa, Chordata, Mammalia, Rodentia, Octodontidae. Gene Ontology annotation, cellular component: intracellular membrane-bounded organelle; cytoplasm. Bases 7 to 960 code for a protein of 317 amino acids. Gene Ontology annotation, biological process: xenobiotic metabolic process. The transcript has 6 exons.